Molecule: messenger RNA, 1007 nt
Organism: Paramecium pentaurelia
Lineage: Eukaryota; Ciliophora; Oligohymenophorea; Peniculida; Parameciidae
Source: the annotation of a GenBank genome assembly
GUAAAUGUAACAAGCUCCUCCUGUUUAGUUUGAAAAAUGUCCUAAACAUCCUCAAAAUGAUAUUGUACUCUUCUGCUUAUCAAUUGAAUGUAAAGAGGUAUGUAUUUAAGUUAUUAUAACCCUCUAGCCACUAUGUAAGGAUUGUUGUAAAUUACAUGUUCAUUGGCAUAAUCAAUAAGGGACUUAAGCAAACUUAGAUACAGUAGAUAAUGUCAGACAAUAAUUAUUGACAGAUGUACAUGAAAUGAAACUUCGAUUUGAAGAGUAAAAAUAUAUUUUAUAUAUAUUUUAGAGAAAGAGCUAUUCUUCAUCAUUUUAGUGAUAGUGAAUAAUCUGAGGCUGUGAAAUAAAUGUAAAAUAAACUGUAGAAAGUUAAAUAAACCCUUUUGGCAGCAGUGCAUGAUUACUGUCAUUAAUUGGAAGAAUAAGUAAAAUAGCGUAUCCAAUUACAUAGAGUAUAUAAUUCAAUUCUAAAUUAUAGUAAUCACAUCCUGGAGAAAAGAAAGAACUUCAUCAUAAAUUAAAUACUAUUAUCAAUAAUUUAGAUCAAUAGGAAAAGAUGUUAUUACAACCGAAAUAUAUAAGAGGUUGUUUAAUGGUUAUGACUGAAGAAUAAAAUCAUGAUUUUGAUUAAAUUACAUUUGAUGUAGAUAAUGCUCUAAAACAUUAUCUAUCUAAUGCUUUUGAUGUUGUUAUUUCAGAAGAUAAAUUGGUCAGAAUAGUCUAAUCAUUUAAUGAAUAUGUAGAAAUACAAGAAGUAAAUCUAAGGGAAGAAUUAGACCAUUAUACAAGAAAAAUUAGAGAUACAAAAAAAAACCCUCAUGAACCUCUAAAUAAAUAAUUUAAUACAACUUCCUAGAAAUAAUUAUAACCAAAAGAAUCUAAAUUAAUGCAAUCCAUUUAUGAUGAUAAAUUUAGACCUACAUUUCAACCAGGUGCAUCAUAAUAUAGACCCAAUUUCAACGAAAGUAAAGCUGAUUAAAUCAUGUCAAAAUUUUAUCAUUGAU